This is a messenger RNA of Boleophthalmus pectinirostris (great blue-spotted mudskipper), 1600 nucleotides long. RefSeq names its product fumarylacetoacetate hydrolase (fumarylacetoacetase) (gene fah). Gene Ontology annotation, biological process: L-tyrosine catabolic process; homogentisate catabolic process; L-phenylalanine catabolic process. Bases 158 to 1414 code for a protein of 418 amino acids. The transcript has 15 exons. The record is from RefSeq and is a predicted model, not a curated record. Gene Ontology annotation, molecular function: fumarylacetoacetase activity. NCBI's taxonomy places the organism in Eukaryota, Metazoa, Chordata, Actinopteri, Gobiiformes, Gobiidae.
UGCUGCUGCUGCUGCCAUUGGCUCUGCUGCACAGUGUCCGGUCUGCUCCAGUGUGCCCAGAGGAACGCACCACGUCUCUGCCCGCACCGGGACGAUCAGCAAGGCUACGUACCGCAGAUCACCAGGUGCCAGAGCCCGGAGAGGAGAGAGAGCAAACAUGUCGUUCAUCCAGGUACCUCCAGACAGUGACUUCUCCAUCCACAACCUGCCCUAUGGAGUCUUCUCUACGGCCAACUGUCCCAAACAUCGUAUUGGUGUUGCUAUUGGCGACCAGAUCCUGAUCCUCAGUGUGAUCAAGUCCCUUUUCCAAGGCCCAGUCAUGUCUAAGCACCAGGAUGUCUUUGAGCAGGAGACACUCAAUGCCUUCAUGUCCCUGGGUCACGAGGCCUGGAGGGAGACCAGGAGGACACUGCAGACACUGCUCUCGGCCAAUCACAGCACUUUGAGGGACGACUGCGAGCUGCGAGCCAGAGCGUUCAUUCCCCAGAGCACUGCCACCAUGCACCUCCCAGCACACAUCGGGGACUACACAGACUUCUACUCCUCCCGAGACCAUGCCACCAACGUGGGGAUCAUGUUCCGAGGGAAAGAAAACGCGCUCAUGCCAAACUGGCUGCGGUUGCCAGUGGGGUACCACGGCAGAGCCUCUUCGGUUGUGGUGUCUGGGACCCCCCUGCGGCGCCCCUCAGGACAAAUGAGACCAGACCAGAGUAAACCUCCAGUGUUUGGACCGUCCAAGCAGCUGGACAUCGAGCUGGAGAUGGCCUUCUUUGUGGGUGAGGGGAACCGUCUGGGAGAGCCCAUCCCUGUGGAGAAAGCCCAUGAACAUAUCUUUGGCAUGGUCCUGAUGAAUGACUGGAGCGCGCGGGAUAUCCAGGCAUGGGAGUAUGUUCCUCUGGGCCCGUUCUUGGGAAAGAACUUUGGCACCACCAUCUCACCAUGGGUGGUCCCCAUGGAGGCACUCAUGCCCUUUGCAGAGCCUAACGCAGUCCAGGACCCAGAGCCCCUUCCUUACCUCCAGCACCAAGAUCCAUACACCUUCAACAUCAACCUGUUUGUGGCUAUCAAAGGAGAGGGCAUGGUGCAGGCUUCAACCAUCUGUCGGUCCAACUUCAAGUUCAUGUACUGGACCAUGAAGCAGCAGCUGGCCCACCACACAGUGAAUGGCUGUAACUUGCGUCCUGGAGACUUGCUGGCCUCAGGCACCAUCAGCGGCCCGGAGCCUGAGAGCUUCGGGUCCAUGCUGGAGCUGUCCUGGAGGGGCUCAAAGACCAUCGACCUGGGAGGAGGAGAGAGCCGCACAUUCCUGAAGGACGGAGAUGAGGUCAUCAUCACAGGCUACUGUCAGGGCCCCGGGCACAGAGUGGGCUUUGGCUCCUGCUCCGGGGUUAUUCUUCCGGCUCUACAGCGCUAAAUCUACCUCACAACAACACCUCCAAACUAGAGAGCAGAUCGGAGAGCAGAGGACCAGAGCGGAGAGCAGAGGACCAACGCAGAGGAGUCGACCACUAACGGCUGUCUCACAUUCAAAUGUUACUGCUGUUUGACAAUCAGUGUUACUGAAGUUUGAUACAAAUUUAUAAUAAAACAUGUAUUUUUA